GCUAUAAGACCGGCCCCGUGGUGUGAGCGCCGCACAGGUUCGCGGAGAAGCAUCCUCAGCAUGGACACCUACCAGAAGCCGGAGGACAAGGACCUGCAGGCCCUCAGAGACGGCGCCAACCGCCUCAGGAUCCACUCCAUCCGCGCAACAUGCGCCUCCAACUCCGGGCAUCCCACGUCCUGCUGCAGCGCCGCCGAAAUCCUGUCUGUUCUCUUCUUCAACACCAUGAAAUACGACGCAGCUGACCCCGGCAAUUGCAACAACGACCGCUUUGUUCUGUCAAAGGGUCAUGCUGCACCCAUCUUGUAUGCAGCCUGGGCAGAAGCUGGUUACAUCAAGGAAUCUGACCUUCUCAACCUGAGGAAGAUUGACUGUGACCUAGAAGGACACCCUACACCGAAACUACCAUUUGUGGAUGUUGCCACUGGCUCGCUAGGACAAGGUCUGGGGGCGUCGUGUGGCAUGGCUUACACCGGCAAAUACUUUGACAAAGCUAGUUACCGUGUGUACUGUCUGCUGGGUGACGGAGAAUCCUCUGAAGGAGCUGUGUGGGAAGCCAUGGCUUUUGCCUCUCAUUACAAGCUAGAUAAUCUGGUGGCCAUUUUUGAUGUUAAUCGUCUUGGGCAGAGCGAGGCGGCCCCCCUUCAGCAUCAGACCGACAUAUACAGGAAGAGAUGUGAAGCUUUCGGGUGGAACACCUACAUUGUAGAUGGCCAUGAUGUGGAGGAGCUGUGCUGUGCCCUCUGGCAGGCUGCCAAUGUCAAGGAUAAACCCACCGCCAUCAUUGCUAAAACCUUCAAAGGAAAAGGCAUUUCUGGUGUCGAAAAUCAAGAUAACUGGCACGGGAAGCCGAUGCCUAAAGACAAGGUGGACACUAUCAUUAACGAGAUCCAGGGUCAGAUCCAGACCAAUAAGCCCCUGACCCCCGCAGCUCCAGUAAGAGACGCCCCAGAGGUUAGCAUUGCUGACAUUAAGAUGCCAACCCCACCAAGCUACAAAGUUGGUGAUAAGAUUGCAACACGUAAAGCAUACGGACAGGCUCUGGCUAAACUUGGCCAUGCCAACAGCAGGGUUAUUGCCCUUGAUGGCGACACUAAAAACUCAACCUUCUCUGAGAUCUUCAAGAACGAACAUCCUGACAGAUUUAUUGAGUGCUUCAUUGCUGAGCAGAACAUGGUCAGUGUGGCUAUGGGCUGUGCUACCCGCAGUCGCACUGUGGCUUUUGCCAGCACAUUUGCAGCUUUCUUCAGCAGGGCUUAUGAUCAGAUUCGCAUGGGGGCCAUUUCUCAAUCCAACGUCAACCUGUGCGGCUCCCACUGUGGAGUUUCUAUUGGUGAGGAUGGUCCCUCUCAGAUGGCUUUGGAAGAUCUUGCCAUGUUCCGCGCCGUUCCCUCUUGUACAAUCUUCUACCCCAGUGAUGGCGUUUCCACAGAACAUGCGGUCACAUUAGCGGCUAAUACCCCGGGCAUCUGCUUCAUCCGUACCAGCCGACCAGACACUGCAAUAAUCUAUUCUCCAGAGGAAAAGUUUGAAAUUGGUCAAGCAAAGGUCGUACGUCAAAGUGAUACAGACAGGGUCACGGUUAUUGGCGCAGGGGUCACCCUACAUGAGGCUCUGGCAGCAGCAGACGAGCUCGCCAAACAAGACAUUAACAUCCGUGUGAUCGAUCCAUUUACCAUUAAACCUCUGGAUGCAGCGACCAUUAUAUCAAGUGGUAGAGCUACUGGCGGACAUGUCAUCACCGUGGAGGACCACUACAAAGAAGGUGGUAUAGGGGAUGCUGUGGCUGCAGCUGUUGCAGGAGAACCCGGAUUCGUAGUUCAGAGCCUUGCCGUCAAGGGUGUACCCCGUAGCGGGAAACCUACAGAGCUGUUGGAAGUGUUCGGCAUCAGCGCUAAAUGCAUCGUGGAAGCUGUAAAAUCUACACUUGCAAAUUAGAGACCAAACGGUCUGCCUCCUGUGUAGAGCGCUAAUACUAGCAUGUGUAACUGCUCCUCAUGUCUGCUACCUCAGCGGAAAUGGUUAAACGUUCUGACAUUUCCAUGUUGUGACACUUAAGCUGGUUUCUAGAGCUCCUUUCAAUGAUUCCAUUUUUCUUAUCUUCAUGUCUGAUUUUCCGCCAUCAUGCACUUAAUAAAGAGAAGACUGAUCU
This is a messenger RNA of Bufo bufo (common toad), 2152 nucleotides long. RefSeq names its product transketolase like 1 (gene TKTL1). The record is from RefSeq and is a predicted model, not a curated record. Gene Ontology annotation, molecular function: transketolase activity; thiamine pyrophosphate binding. NCBI's taxonomy places the organism in Eukaryota, Metazoa, Chordata, Amphibia, Anura, Bufonidae. The coding region runs from base 61 to 1938 and encodes 625 amino acids. The transcript has 14 exons.